CGGAAGUGAUCCGAUUGGCUGUGAGGGAGGAAAUCACGGAAGCUGCGCGCAGGCUGCAGCUGCCUGAUGGAUCGGGUCCAGACGCGAACUUAAAACCGGGUUAAACUCUUCUCCCGGGUUCCUGUCCGUCCGGCCUCUGUGAUGUCAGUCAUCGUUCACACUCGUGGUGAAGUGGGCGGCGGCGUCGCGGCUCACCUGCAGUGCUCCUACUGCGGCCACUGCUCCAAGAGCCACGCCCAGCAGCUGUCCCACGUGGCCGCCUCCCACCCCGAGCACCUGGACCGCUUGGCGGUCGGUCGCCUCGGCAACAUCCUGAUGUACCAGAGCACCGCCCGGCUGUUCCACUGCGCCGACUGCUUCUCCACCAGCCGCGACUUCGCCAAACUCUACAAGCACGUCAUCUCCAAACACUGCAUGGACGAGAGGGAGGCGGGAGGAGGGGAGGACAGGAUCGACAGCGGCGAGAGGGAGAAGAUGGGGGAGAAAGGUGAGGAGGAGGAGAAGGCGAAGAUGGAGGAGGAUGAGAAGAUAAAGUCGAAGAUGGGGGACCAAGGUGAGGAGGAGGAGGAGAAGAAAAAGAUGGAGAGCGAAGGCGGGGAGAAGGAGAAGAUGGAGGAGAAGGAUGAUUUGAAAAGAAAGCGGAGCAGUGAGGCUGAGGAGGCGGCAGCGGCAGAGGGUCAUGAUGACGAUGGCGCCCACCAGGGGCCAGAGUCGGUCAAACCCAGCGCUGAGGGAGACGAGAGCGUCCUGAUGUUCGAUGGUGGCGGUUACCACUGCCUCAUCUGCGGCUGGAAGAACAAAAUGAAAGCUCUGGGUGUCAACCACGUGGUGAGGAAACACGACAUCCCCAAACUGUACGCCACGCAGGCCAUCAAGAGAGACGCCGCUGCUGCCGCCACCACGCCCAGACAGACGGCUAGUGAGGGGCCGGAGGAGGAGGAGCUUGUGGCCGGGUUGAGUGCAGAGUUACUGAAGGAGGAGGUGGCGGCCAUGGCCAGGGUGGUGCGCUUCAUCUCCAACCGCUUCGUGUGCCUCAUCUGCGGCUGGAAGACCAAACUCAAAGGUUUCGCCAUCAGUCACGUGGUCCGCAGUCACGACGUGGAGCGUCCGUACAGCUGUAAGAACUGCUCGCGCUCCUUCUUCCUCCCCAGCCGCCUGCAGCAGCACUUCAGGGAGGCCCACCGGCCCGGACGCUACGCCUGUCCCUUCUGCUGCUUCAGGUCCCACUACCUGGGGGGGUUCAGGAGGCACUGCAGCCGCUGCAACGCCCGGGAAGAGGGCGAGGUGGGGGGAGGGGGAGGAGGGGAGGAAGAGGAGGCGGAGGAGAUCGAGGAGGGAGAAGGGGACAGGAAGGAGACGAGAGCAGGGAGGAAACGACGGAGGACGGUGAAGGUGAUAGAAGAGGUGGAGGAGGAUGAAUGAAGGAGAGAAAGUGAGGAGGAAGGGAGACCAGAACCUGGUCUCCUGGAACUGAACCGUUUCAUUUCAAGACGUUGCAAAUUUUAACUGCAUUUGCAGAAAGUGUGUGAAAGGAACAUGUGACGUGAUGUGAACAUUAGAACAGCAGGAGGCGCUGGUCCUCCAGUCAGCUGCUGCAACACCACUGAAGAAGAAGAAAAUGAGGAUGACCUUUGAACGUCGUCUCCUCAUUGGUCCACACCUGAUGAUGUUUGUACGUCGUCACUGAUGAACAUUUUUUUAAAUAAAAGCACUUGUAAAGUUGUUUUGUUUGUUUGUGUCCAUGAGGAGAAGGAAAACCUGAAGCAUCGAUCCGAGAUCAAUAUUACUGAUCAUAAAGUUGUGGUACUGUGGUUUCUGAAGUUAAUAAAAACUAGUUUUACAUUUAAA
Messenger RNA from Scophthalmus maximus (turbot), 1848 nucleotides. RefSeq names its product zinc finger protein 771-like. The transcript is spliced from 3 exons. The record is from RefSeq and is a predicted model, not a curated record. NCBI's taxonomy places the organism in Eukaryota, Metazoa, Chordata, Actinopteri, Pleuronectiformes, Scophthalmidae. The coding region runs from base 142 to 1422 and encodes 426 amino acids. Gene Ontology annotation, biological process: attachment of mitotic spindle microtubules to kinetochore.